AUGGGAACCUUAAGGUCAUCCCAGCUCGAGGUUCUAGUACAAGGUCAUUGGUAUUGGGUGGCCGCUUCGUUGGAUGAAACAAGUUUGACCCUGAGGACACUAGAUCCUGAAUCAGAUCCCAAUACUUCCAACAGACCUGCUCCUGGGGCCGAAAACGAACCCCGGUUUGUGAGGAUUCAGAAGACCGAUGGCAAUGGAUUGGGAAUCAGUAUUACAGGAGGGGCCGAGAAUGGACGACCGAUCGUUAUCAGGCAAGGAUUGCAUUUAAAGUAGAACAUGUUCUAACGACCACUCGAAAAAACCUCUCCAUCAAUUUAUUUUUAGUAAGAUAUUCCCGGGAAUGGCAGCCGACUUGACUGGACAAUUAUUUGUGGGCGACGCAAUCUUAUCAGUGAACGGCGAGUCUCUCGUUAAUUCUAAACAUGACGAAGCAGCCAGAGCUCUAAAAAGAGCUGGAAAAAUUGUAGAUUUGCAAGGUAAAAUAAGAAUAAGAGAUACGAUUACCCUAAUUGCAGUCAAAUAUGCCAAAGAUACAUACCACCCAGAAAACUUCCUAGAUAUCAUAGAAUGGGAGAAUGACCUCACAAUGCAACGACCUCAAAUCAGAAGAUUCAACCUCAAACUAUCAUUUGUCACACGGUAAAUUUGCAACUCUCAUACUCAAAAAGACUUUUAGAACCAGUUUGGAUCGAGAAGAUAUUGAGAACAGAACAUUUGAAAUCCGCUCUCACAGCGCAAGACACGUUCUGACUCUCAGAUGUAUGAACGCUAUGGAAGCAGACUCCUGGUUCGAGAGUGUUCAUGUCUGUGUAGAUGCUCUUCUUACUCAAUCACUGGCUCAAGUCAACCUCAUUCUAGGACAGAAUCCCCAAGUCAGGAAAAUGGGAUGGUUGGCCGAGCAGGUACAACUCCAUAAAAAAUAUUUUAAAAUAAAUUUAGACAGUACAAGAUGGGAUUCUAGUCUGGAAACCUGUCUUUGCCGCUCUCACCUUGAACGACCUCCUUCUCUACGACUCAGUCCCAGCCAUAAAGCAGGAAUGGGCUACUCCCACUACCACAAGACCAUUGAUUGCGACUCGAGUUGUACAAACUACAGCCAGAACAUAUCCAGUCAUCAGCGGACUGUCUGAUGUCAUCAGUUUUACAAUCCGAACAGGGACCCAAGACGGAAUUCGAUCUAAUCUUCUUCGGGUUGAAACCCAUAGAGAACUCUCAGCGUGGGUCAAAUCCAUUAUCCACUGCACUUAUGAGGCUUGUUCUGACACUGCACAAGUAACAGCUCGUAAGUUUACCCACAAAAUAUAUUUUUUAAAUUCAGCAUGCGUAUGGCAAGAUCAAGAGUGUCAACUGAUAAUUGACCUUGAUAAAGGAAUCUAUCUCAACAACCGCAUAGGAAACGAACUUCUUUGGCAGCAUCCAUUCGAAUCCAUCAGAGCGACCGGGGACGAUGGCCGCCAAUUCCUAUGGAUAGACUUCGGUCCGCCUAAUGGAGAACAAGAAUUAGACCUACUGGGUUCGCCUAAGGCCGUUGUCUUCAUCCUCCACUCAUUCCUCGCUACCAAAGUAUAUCAACUCGGACUUUACGCAUAA
This is a messenger RNA of Bursaphelenchus xylophilus (pine wood nematode), 1590 nucleotides long. The record is from the annotation of a GenBank genome assembly. Lineage: Eukaryota; Metazoa; Nematoda; Chromadorea; Rhabditida; Aphelenchoididae.